This is a messenger RNA of Nothoprocta perdicaria, 1820 nucleotides long. It is a transcript of the gene GDA, whose product is annotated as guanine deaminase. Gene Ontology annotation, molecular function: zinc ion binding; guanine deaminase activity. Gene Ontology annotation, biological process: guanine catabolic process. The record is from RefSeq and is a predicted model, not a curated record. The coding region runs from base 212 to 1342 and encodes 376 amino acids. The transcript is spliced from 14 exons. NCBI's taxonomy places the organism in Eukaryota, Metazoa, Chordata, Aves, Tinamiformes, Tinamidae. Gene Ontology annotation, cellular component: cytosol.
GCGGUCGCCGCCGCUCGCGCUGCUCUUCAGGGGCACCUUCGUGCACUCCCGCCGCGAGGCGCCCCUGGAGGUGCUGCCCGCGCACCUGCUGGGGGUGGACCACGGCGGCAAGAUUGUGUUUUUGGAGCAAAGUGAUCAGCAAGAGCAACUGGCUAAGAAGUGGGGAUUCAAAGCAUCUGACAUAAGAGAACUGAGUAAUCAUGAAUUCUUCAUGCCGGGAUUGGUUGAUACACACAUUCAUGCACCUCAGUAUUCGUUUGCUGGUACAAGAAUAGAUCUACCUCUUCUGCAGUGGUUAACUACCUACACAUUUCCAACAGAAGACAAAUUCAAAGAUAAGGAUUUUGCAGAAGAAGUGUACACCAGAGUUGUUAGACGAACUCUGAAGAAUGGCACCACUACAGCUUGCUACUUCGCAACAAUUCAUACAGAUACUUCCCUUCUCCUCGCUGAAAUUAUAGAUAAAUUUGGUCAAAGAGCUUUUGUUGGCAAAGUUUGUAUGGAUCUGAAUGACAGUGUUCCACAAUACAAAGAGACUACUGUUCAUUCCAUCCAAGAGACGGAGAGGUUUGUUAAAGAACUACUAGAAAAGAAGUAUCCAAGGGUACAGCCCAUAGUAACACCUCGCUUUGCCCCUUCCUGCACAGAAGAUCUGCUGCAAGCACUUGGCAAUUUAGCACAGACUCAUGAUCUCCAUGUACAGAGCCAUAUAAGUGAGAAUGAAGAAGAACUUAAAAUUGUGAAGAACCUGUUUCCWGACUAUCAGAAUUACACUGAAGUGUAUGAUAGAAACAAACUGCUUACCAGCAAGACAGUGAUGGCCCAUGCCUGCUAUCUUUCUGAAGAAGAACUGAAACUUUUUAAUCUUCGCGGAGCUUCAAUUUCACAUUGUCCCACUUCUAAUUCUUCGUUGUGCAGUGGUAUCUUAAAUGUACAGAAGGUUCUGAAACACAAUGUGAAGCUUGGCCUUGGCACAGAUGUUGCUGGUGGAUAUUCAGCUUCCAUGCUUGAUGCUAUCAGGAAAACAAUGAUGGCAUCUAAUGCCCUUCUGCUUAGUAAAGUGAAUGAAAGAGGACUAACUCUUGAAGAAGCUUUUCGACUAGCAACCCUAGGAGGAAGCCAAGUUCUAGGAUUAGAAGAUGUGAUUGGAAACUUUGAAGUUGGCAAAGAAUUUGAUGCACUGCUGAUAAACACAAAGGCUUCAGACAGUCCUUUUGACUUGUUCUCUUCUGAUGCUUUUGAGGAUACUCUCCAGAAGUUCCUCUAUCUAGGUGAUGAUCGGAACAUUUCUGAAGUAUAUGUGUCCGGAAAGCAAGUGGUUCCUUUUUCAAGUUCAGUAUAAAUCCAUUUCACUUCUGCAAAGCRUUCUGCUGAUUGUUCUACAGCUGAUUUGGAAAAGAUUCAUUAAAMACCGUGCCUGAUUACCAGGAAUGACAUUACUUUUCCUGUUUAUGUUUYAAAACUUGCAAAUGUUAGAAAGUUUGUUAAACCUUCAAAGAACUACUUUACCAAAGCUGUCACAGUUGAAAGAGGAAGAAGGCAUAUAAAUUUCUCUAUGAAAAUAGCAUGUGUGCACUGAUAAAGAGAUAUGGUAAAUAUCUUUUUUAAAUAGGACAACUACUGUUCCUUUUAAUAAUAAUGUAGGAAGUAUUAAGAUGGGCAAUGAAACAUUCCUUGUCUCUAAAGUAUUUCAAUUCAAAAAAAACCCCACCAAAUUCCCCACUACCACUAAAUCUAUUUUCCAAACACUGAAUGUCAUGAAAUAGUGCAGUUGCCUUAAUAUCACUGAGCCUGGGAUAGUGUAACUCAGUGGCAUUUGG